AAUUCCAAAUAAAAUGAAUUCCUCAUUUGAAUUUAAUUCAUGUCGCUGCCCUAGUCGUUGCAGUAUAAGCGGAAGUAAUUCUUCAAUUUCUACAGUGUCCCAACAAAUUAAUGGAAAUAGAAGCUUUCCAAGGCGAAUUUCUUUUCAUACCUUAGAACAAUAUUCACCUCUAACUGAACACCACCGCAAGUUAUCGUUCACAACUGCUCUGCAAAAAACUAAGCAAGGCUUGGGGAAUUUAUUUGCAGAUGAUGAACAAUCACCUGAAGACCUUAUUCAUAAUUUAUUUAGAGUUCCAAAUAAAUCAGAUGCUUAUAUUGGGAAAUUAAUAAUUGUUUGGAAUUUAAAAAUAUUUUUUGAAAUUAUUUUAAAGGUGUUGAAAAAUCAUGGACUUCAAAAGAACGAUCCAAGAUUUGCUCCAAUGAUGAGAAAAAUAAGUGAAAUUGAGAAUGAAAAAGAAGAAAAAAGUAAUGAAGCAAGAGACCCUAAACAUUGGAAACUUAGCAAAAAUGAUUUUAAACGAGUGAUUAGCGAAUCGAUGUCUUUAAUUGUGCAAACUAUUCAAGGAGAUUUGAUUGUCCCUGCUUGGGCACAUUUUACAAAAAUUAUAAAAGAAAUCUAUGAAGAGUGUAAGCCAAUAACUGAAGGUAAAGUAGCUAAUUAUAUUCCUCAACUUGCUCGAGUCUCGCCUGACAAUUGGGGUGUUGCUAUAUGUACUGUUGAUGGUCAAAGGCAUUCUUUUGGAAAUAGCAACAUUCCUUUCUGUGUUCAAAGUGUGUCAAAAGCAUUUAAUUAUGGAAUUGCGGCAUCAGAAAUGGGUGCUGAAUAUGUACAUAAAUAUGUUGGACAAGAGCCUUCGGGACGUUUAUUUAAUGAAAUUUGUCUUGACUCGAAUAAUAAACCACACAAUCCAAUGGUAAAUAGUGGUGCUAUAAUUGUGACUAGUCUGAUUCAAAACAAGCUAGAUAUGGCCGACCGUUUUGAACAUAUGAUAAACGAGUAUAGAAAAAUUUCUGGAGGAGAAUAUGUUGGUUUCAAUAAUGCAGUAUUCCUCUCAGAAACGAAUACCGCUGAUAGGAAUUAUGCUCUUGCUUAUUUUAUGAAGGAAAAUGGAUGUUUUCCACCAGGAACUGGAAAUCUUAAAGAAGCUUUAGACUUUUAUUUCCAACUCUGCUCUUUGGAAGUUACAUGUGAGGGAAUGGCUGUUAUGGCCUCAACAUUGGCAAAUGGAGGUGUUUGUCCUCUCACAGGAGAACGUUGUAUUGGUUCUCGACCAUGCCGCGAUGUUCUUUCUUUGAUGAACUCGUGCGGAAUGUAUGAUUAUUCUGGCCAAUUUGCUUUCCACGUAGGAUUGCCUGCUAAAUCCGGUGUUUCUGGCGUCAUGAUAGUAGUUGUUCCAAAUAUAAUGGGAAUUGCUUUGUGGUCACCAGCUUUGGAUAAAAUGGGGAAUUCAGUAAGAGGAGUAGAAUUCUGCAAACGUCUUAUACAACGAUUUAAUUUCCACAACUAUGAUUCUCUAGUUCAUAGCGAAUCUCCAAAGUUUGAUCCACGUGCGCGAGUUGGUGAACGUGAAAAGGCUGCAGUAGUUUCUCUUUUAUUUGCUGCAAAGGCUGCUGAUUUAAACACAAUCCGUCGUAUGUAUAUGCAGAAAGUUGAUUUGGAAAUGGCUGAUUAUGAUAAGAGAACAGCACUUCAUUUAGCUGCUUCUGAGGGUCACUUUGAUGUUGCUCUUUUUCUCUUAGAAAUUGGGAAGGUUAAACCGGAUCCGAAGGACCGGUGGAAUAGAACACCAUUAGACGAUGCUCGCUCAGCUAAGCACACUUCUGUAGCUCUUCUAUUAGAACGCCGUAUGUGUGAAUUACAACAAUGCCAACCUCCAACUAGAAACAAUCAACAACCUUUAGAAGCGUUACAACAAACCCAGCCUCCAAAAGUUGUUCGAAAAUCAAGUUCGAUGCAAGCUUUGACCAAUAAUAUAUCAAAUAAAGAACAAAUAUCAACUGUCGCCUCCUCAAUUCAACAAAAAUCUUAUAACCAAAAUAGCCCUAAUGAAGGUGUAAUUUUGGGACAAAGAGAACAAUUACUUUCCCAAAGAAAAACUUCCGACAUUCAUUACAACAAUCAUGAAGACUUACAAAUAUAUGGAGAAGGUUCUUGUUCUUCUGCAACCUCAAACACUGCUAUUACUUCAGAGGAGAUUAAAUCAAAUAAUUUUAAUAAUUCGAAUGAGCAAUGUUGCAGGAAGGAAUCGAGAAAAAAUUCUGUAAUUUCGAGGGGAUUUGAUUCAAUAAAUGAUGUGAUUUAUGGACCUAUUACUAGAAGUAAGUAUAUUGACGGUUAA
Messenger RNA from Meloidogyne enterolobii, 2341 nucleotides. The record is from the annotation of a GenBank genome assembly. NCBI's taxonomy places the organism in Eukaryota, Metazoa, Nematoda, Chromadorea, Rhabditida, Meloidogynidae.